Messenger RNA from Rhododendron vialii, 1963 nucleotides. RefSeq lists its product as uncharacterized. The transcript is spliced from 3 exons. The coding region runs from base 119 to 1957 and encodes 612 amino acids. Lineage: Eukaryota; Viridiplantae; Streptophyta; Magnoliopsida; Ericales; Ericaceae. The record is from RefSeq and is a predicted model, not a curated record.
AUGGGUAGUUAAUUACUUUUUUUAAUUUAGUACUACCUCACUUCUUCAUAUUCUUAUUUUCUCCAACUCUUUCAAGAUUAAUUGGGUAUCAGAGAAAGAGAGAGGGGGCGGGAGAGAGAUGGCGAUGGAGGUUGUUCAAGUACUUCAACAGGGCCAUGAUCAUCCAUUGAUGCUCAUAAAAAAAGAGGAAACAGAUGAUAGUUGGGAUCUUUCUUGCUACGGCUGUGAACAACCUAUCUCGAUUUCGUCGUCCUCCUCCUACUACGGUUGCAAGGGAUGCGUGUUUUUCCUGCACAAAACAUGCGCCCAACUACCUCACAAUAUGACCCACCCUUCUCACCCUCAACACCCCCUCACAUUCCUUCCAAGCCCACCUAAAGCGGGACACAAUUGUGAUGUCUGCGACGGAAGUUGCAACAGAUUCCUUUACCGUUGCUACGACUGCGACUACGAUAUCGACAUGAAAUGUGCUUUGGUGGUGCUAAGUACUCAACAGAGCAUCGAGCACCCAAGUCACGAGCACCAAUUGAUCCCGUUGCAAAAGGAAUCUAUGUUCCUGUGCGAUGCUUGCGGUGAAGAACAUAAAGGCUCCUCCUUCCUAUGUACCAACUGCGGAUACUGGAUCAACCAGAAAUGUGCUGAAUCACCACUCAACCUCAAACUUAACAAUCGCCAUGAACACACCUUAUCCCUCUUCUACUUCAUCCCACAAAAACUUUACCAGUCAUUUAUUGUCUUGCAAGGCAAACAAGGCAAUCGUGCGUACUGUAUAACCUGUUCAAAGGAAAUUUACAGAAGAAAUUGGGUUUAUUGUUGUUCCGGAUGCCCUUAUCUUGUCCAUUUACAUUGCGCUCUGUCAGAGAAAGAGAGCAACGAAUCAGAGAAUCAAAGUCAUGAUCUUAGCCUUAAUCAGAGCAAUCUUUCUUCUAGCAAUUCGGUGGCAGCAACCUCAGACGCUGAUCUACACAAGGUUAUCCACUUGCCGGUGCCUGAUGAUUCAGCUGAUAUUAUCACCCAAUUUAUCAAGAACACCGCAAUACAAGGGAAGCACAAGGGAGCGGCAGUGAUCAACCAUGGUAGUCACAAUCACCCAUUAACUCUUUUUGAAGAACCAAUCGACCAUGCAUUGUCCCUCUUUAAUGUGGCGUGGAAUGUUCAAAAAUGUUGUGGGUGUGCUCAAUCCAUCUCGGCUCCAUUUUACUGUUGUGUUGAAUGCGAGUUUUACCUUCAUGUGUGGUGUGCGGAGCUACCCGAGCAGCUACCACACCCAGGUCACCCACAACAUGCUCUUUUCUUGAGCAAGGCCGCUAGAGCGGGGAAAUGCAAGGGCUGCAACUUAUUUGCCUCAACCCUUUUGUACGGAUGCGAAGAAUGUGAUUUCUACCUCGACUGCAAGUGUGCUUCCCUACCUCGAGUUAUCAAACAUGAAGGUCACGACAAGCACACUCUUGCCCUCAGGCCAACAUCCUUCUCUGGUACUUGCAUAUCAUGCAGUGCCAGUUUGACAAUAUCUUUUGAAUGUUUGGGCUGCAAAUUCAAUCUAUGCGUACGCUGUGCUAUUUUACCGCGCAUUGUUCGGCAUAGAUAUGACAAACACCCGUUCACCUUAACCUAUUCCCCUCGUCCGUACCGGACAGACGACGAUUUUUGCGAAAUUUGCGAGGAAGGGAUCGACUCCAACCGUUGGUUCUAUCAUUGUGGGGAAUGCGACCAAUAUCUUCAUACGGAUUGUAUACUUCCCGUUGAUCAAUUUUCAAAUAUGGUAUAUCAUCACCUAUGGAAACCCAUUAACAGUCGUAAGCAUCCGCACCGGCUCAUUCGUGUCGGACCCUACCCAAACGCGUCAUGCGGCCUGUGCAAGAGGAGUAUCGCUGAUUCUUGUCAUUACUUGUGUCCACCAUGUGACUUUUACCUGUGCGAUUCCUGUGAAGAAAAGGAAAUUGAGGGGGAAAUUUGAUGAAAA